Molecule: messenger RNA, 1686 nt
Organism: Spodoptera littoralis (African cotton leafworm)
Lineage: Eukaryota; Metazoa; Arthropoda; Insecta; Lepidoptera; Noctuidae
Source: the annotation of a GenBank genome assembly
AUGCUGGUCUAUCCUAGCAGGGAAUUCGGAAUGCGUCCUCGGAAAUCAUCAAAGGACAUAAUAUUUAGAAAGCAAAACUAUUGGGCUCAAGGUAAAGAACCAACGCCUUGGUAUGUGUGGGAUUCAAAAUUACCGGCAAACAGGAGCAAGAGCGAAGAAAGACCAACAACUCUAAGAACUGCACAAAGAUUGGAGGAUGGACCCAGCAGUUUUAGCAACGACUUACGAGAUUAUCUGAUGACGUCCACGUUACAUGGACUUCGAUAUAUUGGAGAACGAAAACUGACUUGGUUUGAGAGAUUUUUCUGGUUAACAGCAUUUGGCUGUUCUUUAGUAAGUGCAGGAUUUUUCAUAUUAAACAUAUACGCAAAGUGGCGCUCGUCCCCGAUGAUAGUCAGCAUUAACCCGGAGAACAUGCCUCUCAGCAACCUGCCGUUCCCCGCGCUCACUGUCUGUAACGUCAACCAAGCGAAGAAGACCGUAGCUGAAAGAUAUUGGGCGAAUCCGGUUGACAAGAAGCUGCUUCAGAGUUUGUGUACCACAAAAGACGAUUCUGAAAUAUUCGAGGAUGGAAUAGCGGGCAGGGCUGACUGGGAUCAUACCAGAUCGUUUCUAAUUAAUGUGACACAACCGUGCAGUGAAAUGCUGGCACAGUGUAUCUGGGACUCCUCAGUUAUGAACUGCGAGGACUUGUUCAACGCUCAGCUAACAGACGAGGGACUCUGCUGCACCUUCAACGUGGUACACAGAAAUAAAAUGUUCAGGAACCCUCGUUCUCUCAAUGACUUGAACAUAACAUUUCCAUCACCAGCCGUAGACUGGACACCAGAGGAUGGAUACCCUGCUGAUGCUCCUCCUGAUGGCUUUCCAUGGAGACCUAAAGGUAUUGGCACCCAUCACGGUCUCUCCCUGGUAUUGGACGCUAAUCUUGCGGAAUACUAUUGCGCUUCUACGAAAAGUGCUGGCUUCAAGAUUCUGCUACAUAAUCCCACGGAAACACCUAAGAUAAGAAAUCUCGGAGCUAUAUACGGUCCGGGCAGAGAAGCAAGAAUCGCGAUUUGGCCAAGGAUAUCAGAUGCACAACCGUCUCUUCGAUCUAUUGAUAUUAAGAAAAGGCUUUGUUUGUUCUCUAAUGAAAAAGAAUUGGUAUUUUUCAGAACUUACACUUUGAAGAACUGCGAAAUGGAGUGUGAAGCGCAAGCUAUGCUGGACGUAUGCAAAUGUGUCUACUAUUAUAUGCCCAAAAACAAAUCCACUCGUAUUUGCGGGAAGGCAGAUGCGAAAUGUUAUACGAACAUGAGCCUGAUCAUGCCUGAAGGUCGCGACAUCACAUGCAUGGAGUGUCUGCCAGCAUGCACGGAGAUCGCCUACAUGGAGAAGCUGAGUGACGCGCCGCUCAAAGAGAUGCUCGUGGCACAACUUGCCAGGACCCUCGGCAACAGAACUCCUGAAUAUUUCACGGAAAACAUGCUGGUUGUACACUUUUAUUUUGAAGAAAACACGUUCAUGAGAUUUACAAAAGGAGAAAUAUUUGGACUCACUGAAUUCUUAUCCAACACGGGCGGCUUGCUGGGGCUGUGCAUGGGGUUCAGCAUGAUGAGCGCAGUGGAGCUGCUGUACUACCUCACCCUGCGCGCGCUCUGCAUGAUGCGCCGCCGCCCGCAUACACAACCAUUCGUUAAAUAA